GGACAUUGGUCGUUGGUAACGUAUGCCGCCUUUCCACCUCCCAUCACGGUGAACGGCGAACGCUUUCCUCCACCGGGAAUUUGUCCGGGUUUGGUUCCGACGGCUACGCCAUCCGCGGCUGAUACUGCGCGAACGUGGCUGUCUCGAUCAAAUAAAUAUCCCGUUCUCCAUCUUUCCCUCACUCCGUCACAAUCCUUUUUCCCCGCUACUUUCCUUCGUUUGUUUGCCCGCCAUGAACGGAAAUGCCGAUGCCAGUGUGCAAGUCAUGUUCCAGACGAUUCUCUCUCUAAUGGAGAAAUCGCAACAAGACGUCGCAGAACUGAGGCAAGAAUGCGCUGAACUACGUGCAGCAAAUGCCAGCCUCGAACACCAAGUUCGGGAAGGAUUGCAGCACAAUAACCAUCGGUCGGGAUUUAUAACACCCGUACCUUCGAGCCCCCAGCUCCGUUCACGCUCGCCGUUCCUCUCACCGAACAUUCCGGUCGCCGUGCCCGCCUUUCCAUCGUCACACGCGCACCACCCCUCCCCGUUAGGCGACAACGUGCUCUCCUCGUUCCCAUUUGGAAAUACCCGGGAUAUACCAGGAUUCUACGUUGUUAUUCCCGCUGGCGGCGCCGGUACCCGUCUUUGGCCACUCUCUCGUGAAGGUCAUCCAAAGUUUUUGCUUGACCUCACUUUGAAAGGCCGCUCACUCAUUCAGGCCACAUGGGACCGUCUCUUGCCCCUUUCUUCCCAGGAUCGCACGACCAUCGUUGCAGGUCCCAGUCAUGUCAAGACUAUCCACGAGCAACUCCCUGAUCUCCACGCUGACAACCUCUUUUGUGAGCCUGGACCCAAGGAUUCUAUGGCAGCUAUUGGUCUCGCCGCAGCCAUUCUCUCCCAUAGAGAUCCCAAUGCUGUUAUUGGGUCCUUCGCUGCGGACCAUAUGAUUUCUGGCGACGACGCAUUUCUCGCAGCCGUUGCGGAGGCCGUCGUAGUCGCGCAGAAGGAUUACUUGGUCACCAUUGGUAUUGCCCCCUCCCAUCCGUCCACAGCUUUCGGUUACAUCCGACUCGGAGACAAGCUACCCAUCGAUGAAGCCCCCAACGCCCGCCUGGUGUCAAGUUUCAAGGAGAAACCCGAUGCGAGGACCGCAGCUGCGUACAUCGCGACAGGAAAGUACCGUUGGAACGCGGGAAUGUUCGUCACAAAGGCGACCUUCCUCCUCGAGCUCUUGAAAGAGUACAAGCCCGAGUUGCACGAUGGUCUGCAGAAGAUCGGCUCAGUAUGGGAUAACGAGAAGGAGCGCCAGAAGGCGCUCGACGAAAUCUGGCCUGAGCUGGAGAAGAUACCUAUCGAUAAUGCCGUCGCGGAACCUGCUGCAGCUGAGGGACGCGUUGCUGUUGUUCCUGCUACCUUUGGUUGGGACGACGUCGGUGAUUUCUCUUCGUUGGCGGAUCUUAUUCCCGCGGAAGCAAACCAGCCUCGUAUUUUGGGUGAUAAUAAUCUUGUUCUCACCGAACAAGUAGCGGGAGGAAUCGUCGUACCAGGAUCUGGUCGACUUAUCUCUUGUCUGGGUGUUGACGAUCUGGUCAUCGUGGACAUGCCGGACACUCUUCUUGUCACUACUCGCGCACGAUCUCAAGAAGUUAAGCGCCUCGUUAAGAAGGCCAGGGACGCUGGAUGGAAACACCUUUUAUAAUCAGGAUUCAGGAUUAUCAUUGGACACUGCUAUCUAUUAUAUCUCUCUCCCUCUCUCCCUCUUUGUGGACUUUAUUGGCGGGCAUAAUUAUUUAAAGACAACCUAUAUACUAGUUUUGCGGUCUACAUAUCCUCUCCUUAAAAUGAAAUCUGUAUUCGCCGAGACGUACCUAUUAACAUUUUCCCGUC
Molecule: messenger RNA, 1869 nt
Organism: Desarmillaria tabescens
Lineage: Eukaryota; Fungi; Basidiomycota; Agaricomycetes; Agaricales; Physalacriaceae
Product: nucleotide-diphospho-sugar transferase
Exons: 4
Coding region: 233-1681 (482 amino acids)
Biological process (GO): GDP-mannose biosynthetic process
Molecular function (GO): mannose-1-phosphate guanylyltransferase (GTP) activity
Source: RefSeq, a predicted model, not a curated record